Cuculus canorus (common cuckoo) is the source of this 3452-nucleotide messenger RNA. It is a transcript of the gene RNF208, whose product is annotated as ring finger protein 208. Gene Ontology annotation, biological process: protein ubiquitination. The record is from RefSeq and is a predicted model, not a curated record. Gene Ontology annotation, molecular function: ubiquitin protein ligase activity. Bases 1191 to 1988 code for a protein of 265 amino acids. The transcript has 2 exons. Lineage: Eukaryota; Metazoa; Chordata; Aves; Cuculiformes; Cuculidae.
ACCACUGCGGCUGCACUGCGGGGCCGGGCGGCAGCGGGGCGGCAGCGCGCAGGCGGCGCCCGCCCAGCCCCACCUGCCGGAGGGGGGCACGGACACGGCGGGAAGGGGGGGGGGGGCCCAAACUGCAUCCCACCCCCCCACACACCUCCCCAAAGCCUGCGCCGUUCGGGCCCGGAGUGUUGCAUCAGCCCCGGCGGAGCGGCCGGAGGAGCCGGGGGAGGGAGGGGGACCGGCCGCCUCCCCUCCGGGGAGGGUCCCCCCGGCAGCCCGGGCGGCCAGACCGGCCUUUGUGCCGCUGCAGGAGCCGCGGGGGCCGUGCGAAGCGACGGGGCAGCGGGGAGACCGGGCAGCAUCCUCGGGGACCGCGCUUGGCACCGGCAGCGCCUGCAUCCCUCUGCCUUUCAGAUAACCUUUAGCUGCUCGCGGCCCCGCGGCUCCUCUGCGGGCGGAGCUACGCUCUGGAGGAAGAUUGGGGGCUUCGCUGGGACCCCCGCUCUGAUGGACCCCAAGGUGAUGCAGCAAGCAAGAAGCUGAGCUGGGGACAGAGGUGCCGGGGACAAGGCGCGUGGCAGCCCUGGCACCCGCCAAGGCGAGCUGCCCUCCGGCUCGGGAUGCUCCUGGAGCCCCUGCCCCGCGGGAGCUGCUGCUGACGGCAAGUGGGAGAGCCGGGAAGUCAGAGCAAAAGAAUUUGCAAACACAUUCUUCAGCGCCACGAGGAUCCCACGGCGCGUAAACAGGAAUAAAGGCUGGGCGGAGGCGGGAGCCGGGGCGAGGCAGGGGCUGCUGCUGAUUCCUGUGAGACCCCUCCGGACUCACCUGCCCUGGGCAGCACCGCCAUCCCCAGUUCACCAUUCCCAGCUGCAGGUGAUCCGGCGUGGGACGUGAAGCGGGGGGCUGCGGAGUGACGGCCAAUGUCACGUUAACAUCCCCUGCAAGGCGCUGCGGGAAGCUGAUGCUUUGAUCGCCUGCCCAAGAGCAUCCUCCGAGGAAGGCAGGAUGCCGCUCUGAGCUCUGCCUGCCCCGGCCUCGCGCCCAGCACCCUCGGGGCUGGCAGAGAAGAGGGGCGCGGGGCCCGCUGGCGCUGCCCCGUCUCCCCAGGAUGCUCUCCCGUGCCAGCGGCUGCUCCCUGUGCUCCUGCUCUGCCAGACCAAGAUUGAAAGCUCAGCAGGCUGCCGGCAUGUUUUAGCCUCAUGCAGGCGUCCCUCAGAGACCCCAGAGCAGUGGACAGUAAUGUGAAAACGAUACUCAUGUCGUGUCUGAAAGGGCAACAGGUCAUCAUUAAAAUGGAGGCAAUGAAAAUCAUCCACCCGGAGAAGUUUUCGGAGCUGCAGGCCUCGCAGCAGCGCUACACGCCGGCCCCGCGCCGCGAGCCGCCCCUCGUGGCCAAACGAGCCUGGCCCUCCGAGUCUGAGAUCAUCGUCAACCAGGCGUGCGGGGACAUCCCUGCCCUAGAUGCCACCCCCGCGCCCCUGCCGCUGCCCCGGACUCCCCCUCUGCCGCGGCGAGAGCGUGCGUACCAGAACCAGCGGAAGGGCAGCUCGGAGGUCUGCUACCACCGACAGCCGCCGUCGGACGAGGUGAUCGUCAACCAGUACGUGCUGCACCCCUCGACGCCCUGCGAGCCCCUCGAGUGCCCCACCUGCGGCCACAUGUACAACUUCACCAACAAGCGGCCCCGCAUCCUCUCCUGCCUGCACUCGGUGUGCGAGGAGUGCCUGCAGAUCCUCUACGAGUCCUGCCCCAAGUACAAAUUCAUCUCCUGCCCCACCUGCAAGCGGGAGACCGUCCUCUUCACCGACUACGGGCUGGCGGCGCUGGCUGUCAACACCAGUAUCCUCAACAGACUGCCGGCCGAAGCCCUGGCCGCCAACCCCGUCCAGUGGAGCAGCGACACCGACCGCAGCUGCUACCAGACCUUUCGCCAGUACUGCGGGGCUGCCUGUACCUGCCACAUCCGAAACCCGCUGUCUUCCUGCACCAUCAUGUGAGCCCCGCGCCCCUGCCCGCUCCUCCCAGCAGCCAGCGGGCAGGAGAGGAUGGUGCAGUGCCGGUCUCUGGUCCCUUCUUCACCGGUGGCACAGCCUAAGGAUGCUCCGAUCCUUUGCUGCAGUCAAGGAUGUGGGGCCAGCGUCCUCACCAGUGCUGAAGGGGGGCAAUGGGGACGCUGGGACCUGGCAGCAGCCCCCUGCACCCCGGUGGUGCGCAGGGAGAGGGACGCUGAGAUGGGAAGCAUGUCCACCAGAGCAGUCAGGGGCUCCAGCUCCUCCCAGUCCUGUGGCGGGUGCCCUCGCUGUGCAUUGAGCAUCCUGCCGUGCUCCUUCCCAGGCACCUUCUCCCUCCUCUCUCCUUGCACCUCCCAAGAGCAGACACUGGGUCCUCACUGGAGCAGCACCCUCCCCAUCACCCUGCAGCCGGCGGUGGUGGCACAAGGAGCUGUGGAGUUGCCUGGUGCUGCGCUGGGUCACCCACCCAGCACCGCACCGGGUCACCCACUCGGCACAGAAGGCGAGGACAGAUCCACGGCUGCCCCUCCCUCCCCCCUCCUUCUCUGUAAGUUAUUUGCCAAAGCUUUCAUCUCAGCGGCCAAGCCGCCGUGCACCCGAGUCGUUGUAGCCACGCCAAGCCGCCACACCGGCCCCUCGGUUGCGAGCAGACACGCGGCCCAUUUCCUCCGCAGGCCCUUGAGGAAAGCUCCACUUUAUCCUCGUUUUGGAGGAUUCUUCUUUUUUUUCCCCCCAUCUGUCCCCCGGCCCAGGCCACGACGCGUUCACAAAGGCAUUGAGCUGUGCCCGUUCUCUGCCGCUCCUGUCAGGGCCCUGCACCGAUGCCCCCUGGAAUGGCUCGAGGUACCCCAGAUUGCUGGCUCCUGCCAGGGGAUUUGGCUGGGCAGGUGGGGCAGAGGUCUGGUCCCUCCCCUGGAGCGGCACCUCUGCUCUGACCCUUGUGUGGAGGGGCUGGCAGGGCGGCAGCCCCCUGUGCACAGUGCUGCUUUCUCCAGGGCCUCUGGAGGGGUAAGUUUGCUGCCAAAAAAAAAAGCAAAAAAAAAUUUAAACCUAAAAAGUUGAAGAAAAAGCCAUAAUUUGCAGGUGCUCCUGUGGGGCUGAGCACCGCGAGCCGGCACAGCCCCGGCACCAGGGGCAAGCGGUGCCUGGUCCCAGGGCAGCAGGGAUUGCACAGCCCUGCACCCCGGCGCUUCUGGAGGAAAGAGCAGCCCCGGCUCUGGCCAAUGCCAAUGCACAGCAUCCAUCCAGGCAGAGGGGCUGAACCGAGCCCUGGCCGCCCCAAGGGAGCAGGCGAUGCCCCGGGUACCAGCCCGCUGCCAGCGGAGAACAGGGGCCGAUACCGUUUCUGUGUUGCUCUGCCAAUGCCUCCCGCUGCUGGUUGUGACGAUGAUCAUGUUUUAUACCCGGCCUUGUUCUGACCCCCAUUAGUCUCCCCAAUAAAGAUUAUAU